Geodia barretti is the source of this 297-nucleotide messenger RNA. The record is from the annotation of a GenBank genome assembly. Lineage: Eukaryota; Metazoa; Porifera; Demospongiae; Tetractinellida; Geodiidae.
AUGGCGGAAGACCGCGUAGAUGGAACUAACGCUAGCGAAUUCCAGCAGGCACUUGAAGCUGCGAUAAGUGAUGCGGACCGUAUCGUAAUUCUUGAUUGCGAUCAGCUCUCGUAUAUCAGCAGUGCUGGUCUUCGGGUAAUUCUGCUUACUGCGCGCGCGCUCCAACGACAGAAUUCUAAAUUUGCGGUUUGCUCACUCUCCGAGCAGAUACGCGAGGUCUUCGAGAUUAGUGGUUUCGACAAGAUAAUUCCAGUGCAUGCAACUCGUGCGGAUGCCCUCGGCGCCCUCAGCAGCUGA